This is a messenger RNA of Melitaea cinxia (Glanville fritillary), 2748 nucleotides long. It is a transcript of the gene bma, whose product is annotated as SCY1-like protein 2. The transcript has 15 exons. Gene Ontology annotation, biological process: protein phosphorylation. Lineage: Eukaryota; Metazoa; Arthropoda; Insecta; Lepidoptera; Nymphalidae. Bases 1 to 2748 code for a protein of 915 amino acids. Gene Ontology annotation, molecular function: ATP binding; protein kinase activity. The record is from RefSeq and is a predicted model, not a curated record.
AUGUCUGCCAUCAUAUCAAAGUUGAAGAGUAGCGCUAGUAGCUCGCCACCGCCCGUUGAAACCAACCCGAUAUUGGAAUAUUUCGAAGUGGGCAAGGAGAGCAGCUGCGCUGGUCCUGGCCUCGUGUGGCGGGUCCAUGACGCCCACAGGAAGAGCGACGGAAAGGAAUGUUCGGUGUUCUUCUUUGACAAACGAAUAGUGGACAAACUUUACAAGCCGAAGAGGAAGGAGAGUAUGCUAGAUCGCAUAAAAGCAUGCAUUAUCAUGAUGGACAGGAUGCGUCAUCCAAGGAUGCUACAAAUAAUACACUCCCUGGAAGAGAGUCAUAACACUUUGGCAUUUGCAUCUGAAUGCAUCUUGGGAAGCCUUCAUAAUAUAUUGGCCUGGCAUGAAUCAUCGCCGAUACCUCCUGGCGGUCAGGUUCCUGUAAUGCCGCAUCCCAUGUCUUUGGGACCACCUACAGCGCAAAUGAUGUCCGUGCAAUCGCAGACGCAGAGGCCACCUUUCGCCCGAGAAUAUCAUUUCAUGGACAUUGAACUACGCUUCGGCUUGCUUCAGAUCAUCGAGGCGCUUUACUUCUUACAUUACAACAUCAGGCAAAUUCACCGCAAUAUCUGCCCUCAAAUAAUCAUCGUCACUAAACGUGGCACAUGGAAACUCUUUGGACUAGAGUUUACCGAAAACAUUCUUGGUCUUGAUCCGACCGAGAUGAUCAGUGUUCCACCGUGGUCUAUAAAAGUGGCCAAGUUAUGUCAACCCGAGCUUGACUUCUUAGCCCCCGAAGUGCAGCUGAGUGGUCACUGCAAUAUAUUAUCCGAUAUGUUCUCAUUGGGGCUAAUAAUAUGUUCCCUUUUCAACCACGGCAAGUCUCUGCUGCAAUCUAACAACAACCCGAUGCUUUAUCUAAGGCAGAUUGAGUAUUUGGAACAACAAGUGAACGACGUGCUGCCUCGCAUCCCGCCCGGUCUUCAAGAGGCCGUCCAACGCCUGCUGUCACGUGACCCUCACUCACGACCCUCAACUCAACUAUUACCACUCAUCAACUACUUUAAGUGUCAAAUUGAACCGGCAAUCCAAGCGAUGCAAUUCUUAGAUGUCAUCACGUUAAAAGAUAAUGCACAAAAGAUCCACUUCUAUAAAGGCCCACUUAUUGAAGCUUUACCGUUCAUACCGAAGAAACUACGUUGGCAGCAUGUUUGGCCAGUUGUACAGGUCGAAAUCAAAAACACAGAGAUAUUAGCUUCUGUGCUCAUUGCCGUUGUAUGGAUAACGAAUGAAGCUACAAAUGAAGAGUUUUCCACCUACAUCUUACCCGCAACCGUGGAUUUUUAUGCCCUGAUGAACUCGCCUAAGACCCUACAAGCAUCAGUCACAAUGCUGGAAAAUCUUCAUAUUAUAAUGCGUAAAUGCUCAAAGGAAGACAUGGAUAAUGAGAUCAUGCCUCUACUUUACGCCGCUAUGAACAAUAACAACAGCCAUAUUCAGACGGCAUCAUUAAUUGCUCUACAGAACAGCGCAGACUUGUUGCCUGAUCAAAUAAUACACAACGUAAUAUUGGGGAAACUGAGGAUUAUGCUCGAACAGAAUCAGAGCGACGUUAAAAUUUUAAAUUUGAUUCUCGGCUUCUUUGAGCUCAUUUUGACACGUUUGGAUAGGAACCAUGUCAUGGAAGAUGUAAUACCGACACUUCUGGUCAUGAGGCUGAAUGACCCUGAUAUAACCACUCGUGUCGUGAAACUGUACAAGUCCAUGCUAUUGGAAAAGAAGUUCGGGCUGACUACUAAUUUGAUGGCUACUAAGAUGAUACCAACAUUGGCUCCUCAGACCAUCAACCCAGCACUUAAUUUAGAGCAAUUCGGUACUCUUAUGGAGAUACUUUACGACAUGAUGGAGAACAUUGACAAGCAUCAACGUAGUAAGCUAAAGGAAAGUAAUGCCACCGCUGUGCCGAACCCUGAUCGUCGUGCUCUACGUCAUCAGAUAAGCACAGACAAUGUGACAGCCCCACCCUUUAAUAUACCUAAUCUAAGGGUGGAACAACGCAAGACUUCAAGUGCCGAAGAUAUGGCACGCAAAAACUCAAUUGCCGCACCUAUAACCACCACAGCUGCCAGUAGCGCAGCUGGUAGCGCAGCUGGUAGCGCGGCUGGUAGUGCUACCGGUAGUGUAGGCAGAUUUAAGAGUAAGUAUACCGGCAUUGGUCAAUGGUUCUUCGGAUCGAACAAUUCUACUAAUAACGACGGUAACUUUUUGCGCGUAACAAGCGUGUUUCCAAAUAGACGCUUGUCAGACAACACUUUGAUGACCCCCAAGAUUCGCAUAGCACCAUCUUGCGCCUCUUCUCCUGGUGGAACUCCAGGAGGCACUUCUGGAUUACCGACUCGACGCCACUCGAGCAUUGGACCACAAGAACGUCGAGGAUCCGCUGUAAAUUUGUCUCCGCCCACUGGUGGUUCGAUGCCGAAUACGUCAUCAAGCGUUCCGUUCUUGCUGACGUCAUCGAUGCAGUCAAUCAGGUCACGGCGACCGUCCGCAUGCCUCAGCGGCUCUCAGGGCUCUGGAAUUCUACAGCAGAUCAGCACCGGCAUGGUAAGGCAUCUUCCGGUCGGCUCUCAUGGCAAUGUACCGCACGUCCAACAGCCAUGGGGUACGUUACAGGGCGCGACGUCCGCAGGCUACAGCGCUUUGCGGCACACGGCUAUGGCAGUCAGGAAGUGCCCCUCACUUAAUAUCACGCUGACACGUUAA